Messenger RNA from Desarmillaria tabescens, 840 nucleotides. RefSeq lists its product as uncharacterized. The transcript is spliced from 6 exons. NCBI's taxonomy places the organism in Eukaryota, Fungi, Basidiomycota, Agaricomycetes, Agaricales, Physalacriaceae. Bases 1 to 840 code for a protein of 279 amino acids. The record is from RefSeq and is a predicted model, not a curated record.
AUGACAUACUCGCGUCCUCACUGGGGCUGGUUUCUAUGUUUUUUCGUCCUUUCUCUCCCCCUCUUUUUUGGUUUGUUCUUUGGACUGAACUACAAAGAAAUAAUACGGAACGGUUGGCCCCUGACGACUUGUACCGUCAAUAACGCCACGCUUUCUACGCGAUAUUGUUGCUACUCAGACUGUUCACCCAAUUGUUUCACGAGCGCACCAAAUGGCGCAAGCACCUGUGGCGACCUCAUCAAUCAAUCAAUGUUGCAGCACAUGUCAGACAUGCACAACGAGUUGCUCCGAUCCAACGUUGGCAUCAUCUUGCAGUCAAUCAUGCACAUCGACGUCUGCACCCUGCGCUGCCCUACUUGCUAUUCCGUCACGCUCAUCAUGUCCUAUUCACCGUACAACGGCUAUACCCAAUCAAACGUUCCUUACACGCAAGAUUUUUCACUAGAUUCCAGCAAAGCCGAAACGUUUUUGGGGGAUCACGCAGUCAACUCCACGACUAAAUGUUUUUACAAUCCCAAAAGUUUGACAGAGCUGUCUUUGGAUGUUUCAUUCACAGCCUGGAAAUGGGCAAUAACAGCACUCUUCGGAAUGAUCCCGAUCCUCUUCGCCUUGGGAUUCACUGUUUUCCAUUUCUGUUGCCAUCCAUUAUAUGCAAUAGGUCGGCGGCUUCAGCACGGACGUCGACGCGAUUCCGGGAAACGGCGCGCACAAAACGUCACGGAGGAUGCGGAAUCUCGACCAGCGGAAACAGUGAAUGAUUCAAAUGUGGAGAAAGACCAAGAUGAGGCACCGCCACCUUAUGAGAAGGAACGAUGGUAUUUCCGUUGUAAAUGCCAGUGA